Messenger RNA from Arabis nemorensis, 1038 nucleotides. The record is from the annotation of a GenBank genome assembly. NCBI's taxonomy places the organism in Eukaryota, Viridiplantae, Streptophyta, Magnoliopsida, Brassicales, Brassicaceae.
AUGGUGAAGGAGAAUGAGUAUUACGAGAUCUUAGGCGUCAAAACUGAUGCUUCAGAAGCUGAGAUUAAAAAGGCUUACUACUUAAAAGCAAGGAAAGUUCAUCCAGACAAGAACCCUGGAGACCCUCAAGCUGCUAAAAACUUUCAGGUAUUAGGUGAGGCUUAUCAGGUUCUGAGCAAUCCGGAGAAACGAGCAGCUUAUGACAAAUAUGGCAAAGAAGGUGUUCAACAGGAUGCAAUGGUUGAUCCUGCAUCUGUAUUUGGUAUGCUUUUCGGAAGCGAAGUCUUUGAAGAAUACGUUGGGCAGCUUGCACUUGCUUAUUUGGCAUCCAUUGAAGCUGAUUUAGAAUCAUAUGAGCCUGAUAUCAGAAAGCAAAUGCUUCAAGACAAGAUCAAAGCUCUGCAAAAGGAGAGGGAAGACAAGCUUGCGGCAACAUUGAAAAACAAACUUGAACCGUUUGUGGAAGGACGGACCGAUGAAUUUAUCGAAUGGGCAAAUGAAGAGGCAAAGCGUCUUUCUGCUGCCGGUUUCGGCGAGGCAAUGAUGCAUACGAUUGGUUACAUUUACACAAGAAAAGCUGCUAAAGAGAUUGGGAAAGACAAGCGAUAUAUGAAAGUGCCGUUCUUAGCGGAAUGGGUGCGUGACAAAGGCCACCAUAUGAAAUCUCAAGUGAUGGCUGCUUCUGGUGCGGUUUCGUUACUUCAGUUGCAGGAUGAAGUGAACAAGUUGAACGAACACCAAGGAGAGAACAGAGAGGAGCACAUUCAAAAAGCCAUCGAAGCUAAAAUGGAUGCUUUGCUUCAAUCUCUUUGGCAAAUUAAUGUUCUCGACAUCGAAUCCACUCUAUCUCAUGUCUGCCAAUCUGUGCUUAAAGAUCCAAGUGUUUCGAAGGAUGUUCUUCGAGCUCGAGCCAUAGGACUGAGGAAACUUGGAACGAUCUUCCAGGGUGCUAAGAAGCCGUACACUAGAGGAAGCAGCUUGCGUCACGAAUCUAACGUGAAACUUGACACCGGAGGUUCUUCAAAGGCGACGGCUUGA